GGUCACUCGUGGGCUACGAUUUUUUUUUUUUUUUUAAUGGUACUAUGACAUCGCAGAAAGAUCGAUCGAUCCUUAGUACGGGAGACGCGUGGAGGGGGCAUGCGCGAGGCAACCCGCCACGGUCGUGGAUUCAGACGUAGAAGAGGGGGCACGACGUGGAAGUGGGGACUCUUAAAUGCAACCGGGUGCCCGUCUGACCGUCGGAAUUCGGAGGUGGAGGGAACCCCAGGUUAAACCGUCACGCGCUAUCCCCUCCCCUCGAGUGGUCGGCGUUUUCCCCUACCCUGACGCGGCAGCGCCUCCACCGGGCAUUCCAUCGGGUGGCACGCUUCGACGGAACGACAGAAGACGUUCGUCGUUCGUUCAGUCAGUCGCUCUCUGACGCCCGUUGCGAACGGUCGGAGUUCUGUGAGUUCAGAGAGACAAGCGUCGAGACGAGCAAGGGACACAAGUUCUCUUACUGCGUUCUCGGGUCCGAACCACCCUUUGUACAUUCGGUCGGCCACUUUGGGAUUACGUUGUGGCCCGUGGCCAGACAUCAGUGCGUACGCGGCAAGCUUGGAUUACCAGUGCAGUGCUACGGCAAAUUGUGCAUACACGAUUUGUCGUUCCUUGUCGUCGCUAAUAUCAAUCAUUGUGAUACGAGAACAUGGUGACCGGGGUGGGUGCCACGAUGCCGACCGGUGGUGUCACAGUCGGUGCCACGCCGCCGGCGCAACACGUGCCCCAGGAGGCUGGACAGCCCCCUGCGCAGACCGCCACCGCGACUACUACCACCAGAAGAUCUGGGGAGAAUCGACGGAGCAAUAAACCGAUUAUGGAGAAACGUCGUCGAGCCCGCAUCAACAACUGCCUCAACGACCUGAAGACCCUCAUUCUGGAUGCCAUGAAAAAAGACCCAGCGCGGCACUCGAAGCUCGAGAAGGCGGACAUUCUGGAGAUGACGGUGAAGCACCUGGAGACUCUCCAGCGGCAACAGGUCGCCCUGGCCGCCGCGACGGAUCCGAACGUCUUGAACAAAUUCCGAGCUGGUUUCACGGAAUGCGCCGGCGAGGUUGGCAGGUUUCCCGGUCUAGACGCGUCGGUGAAGAGGCGUUUGAUGGCCCACUUGGCCUCCUGCCUGGGACCAGUCGAAGCGAGCAACACCAACGGCCAAACCGCGAAUCAGCCCGUUCAGCCGGCGCCACCGACGACGCAGCUCCAAGUGCACAUCCUGCCUCAGGUGGACGCGACGCCGAGGAUCCAGGUUCAGCAAUCGAACGGGAUCUUCUUCACGAACGCCAACGGAACGGGUCUCCAGCUGGUCCCGACCAGAUUACCUAACGGAGACAUCGCUCUGGUCCUGCCAGCAGGAGCCAAGGCUACUCCGGUGACGUCUCCGGCGUCGUCACCGGCGCCCACGUCUCCUCUGCCAACUCUGAUCCCGAUUCCUCAGAGAACGGCGAGCACGGCGUCAGCGUCUUCGUCCACCUCCUCCGCCAGCUCGACGUCCACAUCGGCGGCGAGCCCGGUCGCCUUCGAGGCACCGCCAGCGGCCUUCCGCGAGCAAUCAACCGCCUACAACACCGCCAACAGCCACAGGGACGUCGCGACGUCGCCGGCGAACGGUUACACCAGCGACCCGGAGUUCGAUCCGCGCGUCUACAGUCCACCCCUUCAGAAACCGCUCGCCCUGGUGAUGAGGAAGAGCGUCAUGCCGGAAAUCGAGGACAAACCGUGGAGGCCAUGGUAAAAUCCUUCGUGUGAGACGCGUUUUAGUGUUAGAGACGGUCUCGUGUGACGCGUAAUAGUAGAUGUUUAAGAGUUCUGACCGAACACACGUGAAUCGGUUUUGCCGUUCAACGCCGCGCGAGAGAUUCCGCGGAACACGGAUAUUGUUCCUUAAAGUAUCGCUUCAGGAUCGUCGUGGGGGGCGAGAGAUGUGUCCUGCGAGUCUGGGAGUUGCCGAGAAUCGCGUGUACGAUUCCCCAUGUGCGUACAGUCGGCCAGUAGCCUAUGAGGCAGUGCCUUAUACAGUGCCUUGUAAAUAUUCUAUCGUCGUUGGAGUCGGAUCGGACGUGUACUGGAAGAACGUAAUGAAUCCUCCUUCGCGUUCGUGGACAUUUUAUUUUUCGUCAACGUUUACGUUCUGUUUUCUCGCGCGUCCCGUCCCCGUUAUCGCAUUCUUUCUUCUUUUCGCCUUCCUCUGUACAUACGUUAGUCGGAUAUCAUAUUUUAAGUGCCUUACGCAACAAGAAUCACCGAGGUCUUCCAUUCUGUUUCUUGUACCGUAGAAAAAAACGCCAAGCGAGUGUUAUGUAUCGUUGCAAGUACGAGGAACGUUUUGUAACUAACGCGAAUUUUAGUUUGUAGUUGUUUAGUUAAGUCGUGUGCGAGUGUUGCGCGUGGGUGCGAGAGAGAGUAUGCGAACAAUUGUCCUAUUUAUAUUUAUAUGAGUGCAGAGAAAUUAAAUUUAUAAUUCCUCUCUAUUGUGAGAAUAGAAAAGAUCGACGCUUAUUACUGCAAGAGUAUCAAAUAAAUAUUGAUCUCUUUCUUAAACCUUAA
Molecule: messenger RNA, 2544 nt
Organism: Hylaeus volcanicus
Lineage: Eukaryota; Metazoa; Arthropoda; Insecta; Hymenoptera; Colletidae
Gene: hry
Product: protein hairy
Exons: 3
Coding region: 650-1732 (360 amino acids)
Biological process (GO): regulation of transcription by RNA polymerase II; anterior/posterior pattern specification; regulation of neurogenesis
Cellular component (GO): nucleus
Molecular function (GO): RNA polymerase II cis-regulatory region sequence-specific DNA binding; DNA-binding transcription factor activity, RNA polymerase II-specific; protein dimerization activity
Source: RefSeq, a predicted model, not a curated record